AUGGCUAAAAAAAGUGAUAAGUUAUCGUCAAACGAAAGCAAUUCAAUUACGAACGUGAGACAUGGUCGGAAAAAAAAUGGGAGCGCCGAUGAUGGGAAAACGAAUGGGAAAGAAAAUGAAAAAAUUAUAAACAGUUGGGAUGAAACGAGUUCUUCCGGUAACGAUUUCCAACUCCCCAAAAGCAAACAACAACAACAACAAAGCAAUUGGGAUUUGAGUACGGAUUGUCAGGAAGAAACAAUGGUCGAACCAUUUGAUGACGUAUCGAAAGAAUCAUCAUCAUCAUCAUCAUCAUCCGAUUCGAAUUCGGAUAGUAAAGAGGUAGGGAAAGAAUAUAAAAAUGAAAAAAAAAAUUUUUUCAUUCAUUCAUCCAUAUUGACGUCAGACGGAAGUGACGACAGGGAAAAACACAGUUUGUUUGACGUUUUGAGCAUAAGUGGUGAAAAACAAUCGAAAACAAAUAGUUUGGAUAGUAAGAGUGGUCAAAAAUCAAACCAUGAUUUUAUUAUUAAUAAUAAUAAUAAUAAUAAUAGUAGUAAUAAAAAGGGAGAAGAAAGUUCGCUUUUGAUCGAAGAUUUAGAAGAUUUUAUUAAAUACGACAACGAUCAUUCAAAAUCUACCCGCGAUAAAUUCAAAGAAGACGAAGAUGACGUCAUGGAAGACGUUGUGGAAACGAGAAGGACGGACGUAUCCAACGACAGCACGACCGUUUGGAUGAUACCGAAAUCGGAGAAAAGCGUCAACGUUAAUUCCACGGCCUACAGCAAAACGUUAUCGAAUUAUGACGAAAGCGAAAAUUUAAAUACUAGCGACAGCAACGGCAAUAAUAAUAAUAAUAAUUUUAUAAAAAAAGCAAAAAGUUCGACGAAUUUGCAAAAACGCGAGAAGAAAACUUGCAGAUCGACAAAAUCGGAUAACGUUACGAAAAAAAAAAAAAAAGAAUUUGAAAAAAUCAGUUUGAAAAGCAUAAUUAAUUUCGAAGAACCUUUUUUACAAAAUAAAUUACAAAAAAUGGUGGAAACGAAGAAAAAUUUUCACGACGAAUCUCACAUUUAUUUUACCGAAUACGAGUGUAGAACGAUGACGAUGGAAAAAGACCCGGAAAAAUCGAAAUCAUCGACGAGCGUUCACGACGAAGACAUUUUAUCGGAUGAUAACAACCACGUUUCCCAUUCUCCCACUGCAAAUAAUAAUAAUAAUAAUAAUAUAUCGAACGAAGAGAGCAGAGAGUAUAACAGGGUGAAAAAAAACGAAAACGAUUAUAAUAAGUCUCCCAGGGCGGGACCCUCGAGUCCGCCAUCUUUGGAAGUCAUGAGUUUGCCAAACAUAUUCGGAAGGAACGCGAUUAAAGACCGGGGAGCGACGAAUGAGAAAAAAAAAGGAAGGAGAUCUAUGAAUGCUGAUGGUAAGAUGAAAUCCGACAAAGGAAAACCCAUAACGGAAUCAUGGUACCUACUCGAUGAAACGGGACAGUACCAAGAGGUAACCAGAGACGAAGUAACGAUACUAUUAAACGGUCAAAGUGCGGAUACCGUGUUAUUGGGUAGGAAAGAACAUUUGAUAUCGAACAAAGAAUCCGAAUCGACGAGUCAAAAUGGCGGUUCUUUCGGUGGUUUGCUCACAAAGGAAAGCAUACAGAAUUUUUUGAGACAAGAAGACGUCGGGGGAGAAGGACACGAUGGGAAAAGUAUAAAUCUCGAAAGAAAAGUCGAAAAUACUUUGCUGUUCAUACAACCGGGUUUAAAUUUAACUGCAUCCAUACGAAUCAUACCCGUCGAUACGGAAAUGAUACAUUUGUGGAGGCGAACACGUGACAAUAGUUCGCUCAUGAGUUCGGAUUUCGAUUUGAGACUGCAAUUAUCGCAAGAUUCCGUGGAAAACCAUUUUUUCGAUAUAUCACACGAAACUCUAAUCGAACAAGAUGAAAAUAUCAAUCCGAAAAUAUUAAAUAAUUGCGAUUACGCGGGAAAAAGUGAUAAAAUGGAUAAUAAUAAUAAUAAUAAUAAUAAUAAUAAUACCGGAGGACCUGAUUAUUCAAAAUUAUUAUUAGAAACGAGAACUAUGGUCGAUCAUUUAACUGGAAAAUUUAAACUUCUUCAAAACAGACUUGAUGGCGAGACGAGCCGAAAUUUAACGUUACACAGCGAAGUAAAAAAACUUCGUCAAUUAUUAAACGAACCUCAGGGAAAAGCUGACAUUGGUUUAAAAAUCAGAGAAAUAUCGGCAAGUUCACAUCAAAUAAACGAAAUAUCAUUUUCAUCCGAAUCGAGUUUUGUCAAUACGAGUAAAAGAAAUAUAAAAAAUGAUAAUCAAAAUGAAGACAAUUUAGAAGUCCAAGAAACAAAUUCUGUUCUUCAUACAAAUUUGCAAAUAAUCGAAGGAAAAAUGAAACUCCUACAGGAAGAGAACGAAGUCAUCAUGAAUCAAAAUUUAGAAUUGAAAAAAAAAUUACGAGAAAUAUCGCAAGAAUUGGAAAAAUAUUUAUCGAGUACGACGGAUGUUGAAGAUUGCGAAGAUGAUGGCAACAAAGAGGCGGACACGUUAAGAGACCAAGUGUGUAAUCUUAAAUUAGAACUGGAUAAUUUGAAAAGAUCCGCAACAGAAAAAGAAGAAAAUUUUAAAAAAGAAAUCAAAUUAAUGAAAAAUGAUAAAGAAAAUUAUUUAAAAAAUUUGAAAAAUUGGUUUGAUAUGGGUCAUCAAGUUAAAAAAACUAUGGAAAUAUUAAAAGAUAAACUUUCCGAAUUUAACAUAUUCAACCGAGACUCAUUUAUCAAUAAUAAUCACGAUGAUGAUGAUGAUGAUGAUGAUGAUGAUGAUGACGACGUUAAAGAACCUCAAAAGUUUUUACAUAAACUCAAUAGAUUUUUAAACAUUAUCACUGAUCGUUAUAUUUUGGUACAAAGGGAAAAUUUUUUGUAUGAAAAAAAACUUUGCUCCGAUAAACAAGAGAAAAUAAAAGAUUGUAAAAAUUUAGACAUGGUUAUCAUGGGUUACGCGGAUUUGAUUGAACAAUGUCGAAAAUCAACGUCGAUGCCCGAAUCCGGUGAUAAAGUCAUGGAAGAUUAUUUUUCGAUAAUGAUGGAAAAGGCAACACUGACGGAAGAAUUGAAAGCUUUGAAAACGGAAAAUGAAAUACUCGUACAAAGUCAAAUGGAACACUAUGAAAAAUUAAAACAAACCAUGAUGGCGUUGAAAGAAAGGAAAAAUGAAAUUCUCGCGUUGCAAUCCACGCAAAAAUUAAGCGACGACGAAAAACAUCAAAUGUCCGACAUAUUGAAAUUAUACGAAGAGCAAAAAAUAAAUAUUGAAAAUGAAAUCGUUGAAAAGAGUAACAUGAUAAAAGAAUUAUUAAACGAGAAAAGCGAAUAUUGUAGAAAAUUAAAGGAAAGCACGGAACAAUUGGAAAAUUGUUUCGAUAAAAUUAAAAAUCUCGAAGAUGUUGUACAAUCGAAAGAAAAUAUUAUUAAUCAAUUGAAAAUGGAUAACGAUAAACUUUUAAAAAUGGAAGAAAGUAGAAAAAAUCAAAAUGAUGCAUUGAAAAAAGAAAUCGGCGACAUAUUGAUUGAAAAAAAACAAAUCGAAUCCGAUAUUAAUUCGAUAAAAAUUUUAAUGAAUCAAUCACAAAAAGAAAUGACGGAAUAUAUACAACAUUUAGAAUCGAUAAUCAAUACAAAUCAAGAAAAUUUAGAUAAAAAUAAACAGAAGUUAAAAGAGGUCAAUCAAUCGAUGUCGAGAUUGAAAACGGAAAAUGAUACUUUGGAAAAAAAAUACGAAUUCGAAUUGAAAUUACACGAGAAAACUAAAAACGAAUUGGAAAAUUGUAAAAGUGAACUUGAAACCUUAUUGCAUAAAUACAAACAAACGGAAAAGGAAAUGGAAAUAUUAAACGAAAAAAAUAAUCGUUUAAAAAAUUCGGAAAGAAAAUUAUCCGAGUCGUUAGAUUCAAUGGGAAAUCAAUGUAAAAUCCUACAAAAGGAAAAUUUGGAAAUAAAAGAAAAAAUAAUUUUAUACACGAGAGACAGAGAUGAAUCGUUGAAAGAACAAAAAGAUUUAUUGAAUAAAUAUGCGAUUGUGGGAAAAGAACUACAAAAACUUCAAGAUAAAUAUAAAAACGUCAAAGCGGAAUGUAACGAUAGAACGAACGUCAUUCACUAUUUGGAAAUCAUGUUGAAAGAAAACAUAAUGGAGUACAAUAAUAAAAUAACUUACCUUGAAAAUAACAUAACUCAUAUUUUGAGUAAGAUAUCGGCUUGUCAAUUUACCAUCAAAGACAAUAAUAAUGUGGAGUCGAAUAAUGAGGAAGUUGAAAAUCUGAAACAACAAUUAAAUGAAACGCAUGAACAAAGGAAAAAACUUGAAAACAUGGUUGGUAAUUAUUAUUCUAUAAUGAAAAAUUUACAAAAUGAAAUACAAAAUAGAGAAAAAGAAGUUGACGAAUUGAAUUUGAGACUGUCUGUCGAACAUGAAAAAUGUUUGAAAAUAAAUAAUGAAAAUGAAAAAUUACACAAGACAAAUGUUAUCAAAAGUAAAACUGAUGUGUCAAAAUUUGAACAAAUGCAAUGUGAAAUAUCAACAUAUAAAACUCAAUUGAUUGAAUCGAAAAAACAAAUCGAAUACAUUAACAUGAAUCAUGAAAAUGAAAAGAAAAAAUUGGAAUUGAUCAUUGCUGACCUCAAAGCUGAAAUACAAAAAUAUCAAAUAAGAAUGGAAGUUAUGAUGAAAAAUCUUCCAAAUGCAAAACUAUCGAGUAAUUCAAUCAUAAAUAAAAAAAAUUCAGAUGAAUUAAUGAAAAAAAUACAAAUAUUAACAGGGGAUUUAGAAGAAAGAGAUCGAAAAAUAUUGGAAUUAAACGAUUUGUUGAACAAAUUCAAAAUGGAUAAAAAAAUGAGAGAAAAUGAAAUUGAUAAUGUUAAAAAGAAAAAUGAAUGUUUGAACGAAAUGUUGAAAAAUUUACAAAGUAAAUUAGUUCAAAUGGAAAAUUCACUGGAGGCAAAUAGUAAAAACUGGCAAAAACAAGAAGAGGAAAAAAAUGAAAUGGCUGAAAAAUUAUUACAAUCUAUAAAAAUCAUAAUGGAAGAAAAAUCAGCUAGACAAUCAAUCGAAUUGAUGGCAGUCGAAAAAGAAAAAAAUUACAAAGAAGAAUUAAUGCAAUUGAGAAAUGAAAUGAUGGGAAAAGUUUCAAAUGGUAAAAAUCUAAUGGAUGAAAUUCAUAAAAAAGAUAAAUAUAUAAUUAAAUUGCAGCAAGAAUUACAAAAAUCAAAAUUAUAUAUAGGUUCACUCAAAGCGCAGAUCACAGAAUGUCGUGAAAUAAAAGCAAUGUUUAAAAAUAAUGGAUGUACUUGUUUCAAUGAAGACAUUAAUAAAUCUCAUGCAUUAACAAAUGGGAAAAUACAAAAAAUAACUCCAGAAAGAUUCGAAUCUUGUUUGCAAGAAUUAAAAGAAGUUAGAGAAACUAAUUUGCUAUUGAGAAAAACAGAAGGAGAAUAUCAAUCGAAAAUAGUUAAACUUGAGGAUGAUAUAAGAGAAGCACGUUUACAAAUAAAAGAACUUGAAGGACAUAUUAAAAUAGAAAAAAAAUAUAAAAAAAAUUUAAAAAACAAAAUAGUUUCCGCUAAAAUAGAAAUAGAUAAGUUUAUUAGUUUAAAUCAAAUAUUACCGACUGUUGCUGACAGAAUAAAAUAUCAUUUAGACAAUUAUAAAAUGCUUUUAACGCAACAAUUUGUACCACGAUGGAAGAAAGAAUGGUUACCUCUAGCUACUCAACAACUGAGUAUAAAAAACGAUAAAAAAGGAACAAUAGAUGUAAAUUUAAAUGAUGAUAAUAAUAGUAAUAACAACGCGAAUAAAGAAUCUUAUUAUUUUACGUUACACGCAACAACAAUGUCCGCUCCCUUUUAUACAAGUGAAAAGUUAAUAAGUGACAGUCCUAAAUGGAAGGAAUUAGAUAUAUCCUUUUGGGAAAAGAAUGUGUGCAAUUCAAUAGAUGCUGUGGUUAUUCGUUUAUGGUUCAGUAAUUCUCAGUAUUCUGAAGAUAAAGUUUUGGCAGUUUGGGGAGUUUAUCUAAGUGGAUUAAUGUACCUUGGACCUAAUUUAAGGGGAGAUGUUCCAUUAAAACCAAAUUCUCUAGUAUUUUUAAUGCCAGGCGGAUAUUUUACUGAUCCCAAGUGUUUAGAUAUGAACCUAAAGGUUCGUUAUAGUUCUGUGAUAGUUAAUAGCUGUGAUGUCCGUUUAAGUUACUCUGUCAAUUCUCUUAAAAGAUUACAAACAAUACAACAUGUAAUUAAAAAAGAAAUGAACGAAGCUGAAAUAAUAAAAAAAAAAAUAUCAAUGGGAGAUUUUUUCAGGAGCGAAAGCAGAGGACGAACUUCUUUAAGAAAAAUAUUAAAUAAGCACAAGCCGAAAACGAAUCAUUUAGAUUUGUUAAAAGUGAAGGAAUCGAUUGAAAUUGUCAAAUACCAAAUAGCCAUUUUAAAAGAGGAAAAAGAAAUAUUAAUUAAUAGAAUUAAAAAUUUAGAAGAUAAUAUCAAAUCGCUGUCGCAUUCGAAUCAUUUAUUAGAAUCGAAAAUAAUGGAAAAUUUUAAAAAUUUAAAAAAAGAAAUUCACGUUCAGAAAGAAUGGAAAAAAAGUUACAUAGAUAGAAGGGAAAAAUAUUUGCAUUCCAAAGCGAUGUUAAAUUUUAGAACUAAGCAAUUGAUAUCGGAAUUAAAUUUAAUAUAUCCCAUUGUGGAAGUUUCACCGGAAAAAUACACGAUAUGUGGGGUUCAUUUGCCCAAUUCGGAAGAUUUUGCGGGACACGACGAUUUACAAAUUUCAAUAGCUUUGGGUUUCGUCACUCACAUAAUACAAAUGAUAUCGAUUUUUUUACAAAUUCCUCUACGGUAUCCCGUCGUUCACUAUGGAUCUCGUAGUAAAAUAAUCGAUUUAAUCACGGAUAAAGUUCCCGAUGCGGAACGUGAAUUUUGCCUGUAUAAUAAAGGUAAAGAAAAAUUGCAAUUUCACUACGCGGUAUACUUAUUAAACAAAAACAUAGCUCAAAUGAGAUGGUUAUGCGGGUUGCCCACAUCGGAUCUACGAAACACGUUAGAAAAUUUAUCGUCUCUGAUAAAAUUAAAAUACGAAUGUUCUACCGUCGACCACAAUAACAGGUCACCAUCUUCAUCGACCAUAGAUAUUUGCAGUUCGAAUUUGAGUGUGUCUAGUCCUUUGGGCAGCGUUUUAUCAUUUCAAUCGAAAAAAUAUUUAAAACCUUAUUUCAUACCCGGAUCAGGAUCAGGAUCAAAGACUGUCAACAGCCGCGGCUAUCGAACGCCAGCUCAUCACAUUUCUAAAUCGUUAGGCUCGUCGAAAGAUUUAUACACGAAUAUGUUUGAUUUAAAAAAUAAUUUACGGGAUAAAGGGGAAAAGGUCAAUAAUAAUAAUAAUAAUAAUAAUUUAAGUUAUUCUUUAGAUAAAGGUUUGAACGAAUACGAAGAAUCAUUAAGUACCUGGAAAAAAGAUGGGGAGCAAUUCGGUUCGGAACCGACGUUAAACUCAUCUGAUAAAUCGUUAAAAACCGACGAAGAUGGAGUCGAAAAUAAAGAACAAUUUGGGAAAUAUCCGGCGGGGGGGAGCGAGUUUCAAAAAUUUUCUUCUUCCACGCGCAACGAAGGCUCUGAUGGUAAUGAUAAUAAUAAUGAUAAUGACUUAACGAUAAGUAAAGGAAAAAAUAUAUUCUCUCAUGUGGGAACGAAUGGGAAAAAAUUAAAAGAACCAUCAUCGUCGUAUAUAUUUAUCGAUGAAAUAUUAGGAGAAGAAAUAUCAGAAAAAUUGACCGCAAAUGAAACAGUAGAGAAAAAUGAUGAUGUUGAAUUGUGUCAAGAACCACAAAUUGAAAAAUUAAACGUUUGGCCUACCAAAGAUAAUCAAAUGGAGAAUGUUAACUCUUGUAAAAAAAAAAUUAAUGAUAAUAAUGAGAAAAAUUCCAUUACUUCAGAGGAUAACUUAUUGGAAAAUGUAACUAAUCGUACUGAGGCAUUAGUGAAUCAAUCGACAUCUUUCAAUAGGUUUAGACCCAAAUUCAAAAGUACAUUAGAAAAUUCGAGUUAA
This is a messenger RNA of Pediculus humanus corporis (human body louse), 8085 nucleotides long. RefSeq lists its product as uncharacterized. Gene Ontology annotation, molecular function: SNARE binding. Gene Ontology annotation, biological process: SNARE complex assembly. Gene Ontology annotation, cellular component: lytic vacuole; endosome. The transcript is spliced from 20 exons. The record is from RefSeq and is a predicted model, not a curated record. NCBI's taxonomy places the organism in Eukaryota, Metazoa, Arthropoda, Insecta, Psocodea, Pediculidae. Bases 1 to 8085 code for a protein of 2694 amino acids.